AUGACCCACACAACAUACGCCCACGCCAGCAACCCUGACGCCCAAAUCCGAACACGCUCUAAACAAAGCGAAGAAUCGUCCCCGCCGCGCGGGCUGUCUCCCGUCCCUGGAAAACCUGACACGCGCACGCCCCAUCAUCGUCCCCGCCCUCGUCCACAGCGGCCCCGCGCAGCAAGUUUCACCAUAGCGGGAAGGUCGCAGAGCAGCACGCGGGGGUCCUACGGGUCUUUCACGGCCUCGUCUCCGCGAUCUGAGCUAGGCGGUGCUGGUACUAGCUCACAUUUUCACUUUCACUCCACCACCGAACAGGGCGACGACGACGACGGGAUGGACCCCUCCCCUUCCUCGCCAUCCUAUCACGCCUAUUCUUACACCUACGUCCCUCCACCGCCUAAUCCCAAUAACGCCCCAAACGCCUGUACGCGCUUCAUCCUCCUCCUCACCGGCAUCCUCCUCUUCCUCUUCCUAUGCGUUGCCUCCUUCCGUACCCGAUACGACGCCCAAACGCGGUUCAAGCUGGACUUUGCCUCUCAGGAAUGGUACCCCGAUAGAUGUUAUGCCCAAGAUCGCGUGAGGGACGAAUUUGGAUUUCUGGGUGACCUAGACAGUACGGGUUCGGGUGGUGCUAGAGGAGGAGGUGGUGGUGGUGGUGGUGGUGGUAGGCCUGUCGCUGUGUUCGGGCUUUCUGGUAGGGAUAGUAUUGGUAGAACUGGAGAUGGGGAUUCUCGGGGGAAGACUGUCGACAAACCUCGAGUGGACGAAGCACGCCCAGAGAUGGAAUCUCUCAACCUUACCGGCGUUCGCCCGAACGACGUCUCACUUCCACCCGGCCUCAAUCUCUCACGACCACACCCCGAUUCACGACUCUCAAAGGGCAAGGGCAGGAAAGACGUGAAAACUCCGAUGGACCUGAGGAAACCACCGCUCAUCGACCGAUCCAUCCUCGCCAAACUGGAGAAGCUGGAGCGGAAAUACAUGUCCAUGUCUUCGACUGACUCUGGAUCUGGUGGGGAAUUCAAGGAAGGGAAUGGAGAGACGAGGACAGAGGAGGUGCGGAGACCACCCAUGAUCACCGCCAUACCAGAAGGAAGGCCAUCUUCCUCGCAUAGACACGGCGGGGAGCCUGGCUCGAAGCACUCAGACUCCAAACCUACCCCACAUUGGAGCCGCAAUUCAUCCUCCCCUCCUCAGUCUCUGUCGAACUUCAACAUCACCGAUCUCUGUUCCACCACUUCGACAUCCGUCGGGAGCACCUCCACACGCAGCCCCUGCAAGUUCCUCCUCCCCAUUCGCAUCGCCGAACAAGAAUCCAAAGCCCGCCUACACUUUAGGCAAAUCGCCUUCCUCGCCCAGAGGUUAGAUCGAAUCCUCGUCCUGCCAAACGUUGGCAAGAGUCGGAUUGGCGCGUGUUUCAAGUGGGGAUUUGGGACAUACUACGAUGUGUCUUCGGAGGGGUUGAGGGCACAGGCGGAGGAACUGAGUGCUGGUGGUGGUGGCGGUGGUGGACACGGGCGGCUGGGGAUGGUGUCGUUGGAAGAGUGGAAGGCGUGGGCUGAACGGGAGUCGGAGAGGAUGGGGAAGGGUGUUGAUGCGCAGCUGGUAUCGUUUGGAGCGUCGUUGCCCGCGUCUAUCACUCCUGAUGCAGAGCUUGGUGAUUCCGGCGAGAGUGCACCUGGCUUACAGAUCCACCCAUACGACACUGAGCUUGCGUCCGAGAGCCAGUUCCCCUGGUGUUUCCACUCCAAGUUCGACUUUCUGGGCCUUCGUGACCGAUCGGUGUUCGCGACGGUUGACAUCCCUAAAGAGGUCAGAAUGGGUCUUCGAGCUGCCCCACAGGGAGAACUAGGGGAGAGCGUCGUCGCUGCGCUUCAGCAGACCGGGCCUUCGCCAAGAGAAGACUCUGAGGACGGUCAAUCCCCUCUCAGCGCCGACGCACCUAUCACAUCGGAUAGCAGCCCAGACGUCCUCGUCGUGAACUGGGACCUCCGACAUCCACUCUUCCACCCUUCUGGCUUACCCCACCUCUCAUACUCACCCGCCCUAGUAUCCCUCGCCGACAAACUCGUACCCAACACCACCCGAUACCUCGCCAUCCACUGGAGAAUGGAAACGGUCGACCCCGAAGCUCUCAAAUCGUGCGCUCACUCUCUGGUCGACGUUCUUUCGGACAUGUUGCAUGAUGUUCGACAUCUCGCAAAGGACGUGGGGACGGUGUGGUUCGCUAGUGAUUAUCCUCACCCGUUGGUUCGAGAUGAAGGCACAGGGGUUACAGCCAAGUCUGGGACGUUCAGGAACUUUAACGAACAUCAUGACGAGGCCAUUGCGAUUUUUCGUAGUGCUUUCGACGGUGGUGGCGAGCUGGCAGGAUGGAGAUUGAUGGACGCCGCCGGUGCAAUGCGAGAAGCGGCGUUCAAGAAAGAAGAGGAGGCGCUCCUGCAGGAUACAGGGGUCCUAGGGAUUGUCGACAAGAUGAUUGCGAUGAAAGCGACGUUGUUCGUGAGCGGGUCGAAAAAGUGUAGUCGCCAGAGGUGA
Molecule: messenger RNA, 2532 nt
Organism: Coprinopsis cinerea okayama7#130
Lineage: Eukaryota; Fungi; Basidiomycota; Agaricomycetes; Agaricales; Psathyrellaceae
Exons: 1
Coding region: 1-2532 (843 amino acids)
Source: RefSeq, a predicted model, not a curated record